CCUAUAAUAAAAAAUGUAGAGGAGAAUUUUAUCUAGAAUCGUAUAGAGCCCAAUUUUUGAUAUCUUUUUUCAAUCGUCCAAUAUUUCACAAUGAAUUUUAUGGUUUUUUUUACUAUUUAUUGUUUUAAUUAUUUCAAUAAUUAAUAAAAAUAUCGAAAAUCAGGCUCUAUACGAUUCUAGAUAAAAUUCUCCUCUACAAAUUUCAUAAUAGGUGUUUUUCACGUAAAACCCUUCAGUAAGCCGUAUUAUUGGAAGUACGAAAACAUGUUUUUACGGCAUAUUUUUCUGGGGUGACACGUCCUCUUAAGACUGGUCAUUGGUUGGUCGUCGGUCGAAUGCGGUGUAGUGGUAUUAUGUUUGGUAUGCCUGCGUCUUAUUACUGAUACCACAGUGUGAUUAUAUUAUCGUCGAAUGAUAGCGAGAAACUGAAGAUAAUCGACUCAUUUCACGAUGAAUCAAGCGGAGGUUUCGCAGUUAAUGUCCAAACUCAGGAUACGCGUCAGUCCUCGCCAUAAGAAUCUAAAGUGUCCCGAAGGACCACAGGGUCGGUUAAAUAAAUUACGUAAAACAGUUAACGCUCUAUUCAAAUACGAACGUUUAGAAUUGAAUUAUACGUUGGCUGACGAGACCAGAGGGUAUGCAGAAAGAUUAAUAUCUGAAGCCAUCAGACAUGGGGACACACACAAACCAACCAUGGAGAUGGCCGACUAUUGGAUAGAAGAAAAACAGUUAAUACACAAAUUGUUCAAAGUAUUGGUUCCCCGGUUUAAUGAUUAUCAGACUUCAUACACAAUGUUAUACCGGGCGCCAAAAGCAUACCCAGAAAUUGUGUAUCCCCGUUCAGUCCUAGAACUUAGAGGUAACCCGUUUCCAGCAAUUCUGCCUCAGCGGUCCGAUCAAAGAAAUUUUAUACACAAUGUGUUAUUGGAUGAAGCGAAAAAGGCAUAUAGGGCUGAGAAAUAUGAAGAAAUAACCAAAUCUCUCGAAGAACAACGGGAAGAAUAAAUCUAUAAUCAUAUUUUGUUUUGUGUAAAUACAGUUGUUAGUUAGAAAUAUUCAAUUAAAAUUGAUGCAUUUUCAUUAUA
Molecule: messenger RNA, 1085 nt
Organism: Rhopalosiphum padi (bird cherry-oat aphid)
Lineage: Eukaryota; Metazoa; Arthropoda; Insecta; Hemiptera; Aphididae
Gene: mRpL17
Product: large ribosomal subunit protein bL17m
Exons: 4
Coding region: 451-1005 (184 amino acids)
Biological process (GO): translation
Cellular component (GO): ribosome; mitochondrial large ribosomal subunit
Molecular function (GO): structural constituent of ribosome
Source: RefSeq, a predicted model, not a curated record